CGGCAUGCUGUUGAGCGGAGCGCACGGAGGUAACCUGGCCCGUCGCGUGGGACCCGUGGUGCCCUUAUGAUGCGUCGGCGCGCUCGCGAGUGUGUGACCGCGAGAGUGCGACCGUGAGAGUGCGACCGUCAAGUGCCAGUGAGUGAGCGGGCGAGCGAGUGAGUGCCCGCGAGUGAAUGAGUGCCACUGAGUGCAACAUCUCCGCAAUCAUGACACCGCUUUGGAUUGCCUGUCUCGUGUCGGCCGGGUGGGUCGCCGGGGCGCAGGCGUACGACGGGUACUCGGCGUGCCCCAAGUCGUACCGCAGCGUGCGGCACCGCGCCCAGCUACCCUGCGACUUCCAGUCGCAGUCCUGGUGCACCGUCCCGGGCUCAGCCUACCCCUGGCACGCCGUGCGCCGCUUCGUGCACGAGAACCACGGCCUGAUGAGGCGCAUGUACGGCGACGAGCGCCACAUCUCCGUCCUGCGCGCCGAGAUCGAGUCCAACGACGUGGAGCUGGUGCGAGACCCGGGCUGGCACCUCGAGGACGAUGUCAAGCGGCGGUACUCGGCCAAGCCGCACUUUCGACCGGCGAACCGGAAUCACCAGCAGCAGCCGCCGCCGCCACCCCCGCCAGUUCCACCUGCACCCCCGGAACCUGUGGCGUCGUUCGCCCCUUCACCGACCGCGGCUAGCACCGCGACCACCACCACGUCGCCGACGACCACCACUUCGACCACGCCGUCGACGACAACCUCCACGGCUGCAUCAACAACUGCAAGCAGCCCGGCUACCACGUCGAGCACUGGUGCUCCUUCCACGACGACAUCGGCGACGUCAACAGAGCCCCCCUCCGAGCCGCUCGGCCUGUACAACGGGAGGAUACACCCGCACCUCAUCAACGCUUCUCACUUGUUCAGCACACCCUCCGCGCCGAGCUCCUCCUCCACUACGACGGCCUCGCCGACGACUUCAUCCGCAGCCCCGGACACGACGGUGGGCGACUGGUCCACGGAGGACACAACCUUCACCACCUUGCCUGUGAGCAGCAGCAGCACUACUUCCACCACUUCUACCACCAGUACAACAACAACCACCACCACCACCACCACUACCACCAGUACGACCUCUACCCCCACGCCAUCAACCACGAGCACCGAGAGUGACGAGGAGGUACAACACUACUUGCACGUCGUGCAACAGCACGUCCCUGUUUGUAGCUACACGACUGUAGCUACAGCCGACAGUGCCCGAGUCAGCUUGACCUGAACGGUCUAUAGACGA
Molecule: messenger RNA, 1265 nt
Organism: Frankliniella occidentalis (western flower thrips)
Lineage: Eukaryota; Metazoa; Arthropoda; Insecta; Thysanoptera; Thripidae
Product: protein spaetzle 4-like
Exons: 4
Coding region: 177-1250 (357 amino acids)
Source: RefSeq, a predicted model, not a curated record